UGAAAGAAAAUUUAGAAAUGAGAGGGUUGAAGGGAUUGGUGAAGAAAGGGUUAGGUCUGGGAGACAUGGCGUUCAACGCCGGCGGAGGAGCCAUCAACUGGUUCCCCGGCCACAUGGCCGCCGCCGCACGCGCCAUCCGCCACCGCCUCAAGCUCUCCGACCUCGUCAUCGAAGUCCGCGACGCUCGCAUUCCCCUCUCCUCCGCCAACCCCGAUCUCCAGCCGCAUCUCUCCGCCAAACGACGCGUCGUCGCGCUCAACAAGAAAGACCUUGCCAACCCUAACAUCAUGCAUAAAUGGACGCAUUAUUUCGAGACGUGCAAGCAAGAUUGUAUUCCGAUAAACGCGCACAGCAAGAGUUCCGUGAAGAAGCUUCUGGAGCUGGUGGAGUUCAAGCUGAAGGAAGUCAUUAGCAGGGAACCUACUUUGCUUGUCAUGGUGGUUGGUGUUCCCAACGUUGGCAAGUCUGCGUUGAUUAACUCCAUUCAUCAAAUUGCGCAGUCUAGGUUUCCUGUGCAGGAGAAGAAGAAGCGUGCUACUGUGGGCCCGUUACCUGGUGUUACGCAAGACAUUGCAGGAUUCAAGAUAGCACAUAAACCAAGCAUAUAUGUCCUAGAUACCCCAGGGGUUCUGGUUCCAAGUAUCUCAGACAUAGAGACAGGGUUAAAACUGGCACUGGCAGGAUCUGUGAAAGAUUCAGUAGUGGGUGAGGAGCGUAUUGCUCAAUACUUAUUGGCAGUUUUGGAUACCCGGGGGACUCCGCUUCAUUGGAAGUACCUAAAUAAUAGAAGAAUAGACGGGAUUGAAUAUGAAGCUGAGGAAAAUCACGAAUAUAGUCUGAAAAAUCUUAAGCCAAAGAGAAGAAAUCCGCCAAACAGAUCUGAUUUGGUCUAUGUUGAGGAUCUUGUAAUGGAAGUUCAACGUGCACUCUACUCAACUCUAACAGAAUUCAAUGGGAACGUAGAAGAUGAAAGUGACUUAGAAAACCUUAUUGACCUGCAAUUUAGUGCACUACAGAAGGCAUUGAAGAUACCUCACAAGGCUUCAGAAGCACGGUUAAUGGUAUCCAAAAAGUUCCUUACUCUAUUCAGGACUGGUAAGCUUGGACCUUUCAUUCUUGAUGACGUCCCGGAUAUCCAGCCCGUAUCAUAAUGAAAGAUUGAAUUCUUUUUUCCCCAUCCCUGUCUUGUGUAUUAGAUCUCUCACGUUUCCCAUUUGUGCUAUCUGUAUUAUCUUUCGUUCCAAAUUUUGCUGUAACUUGUAAAUAGCGACGGAUUUAAUUUAGAAAGAGAUUGAACUUCCUGUGAA
Molecule: messenger RNA, 1307 nt
Organism: Cajanus cajan (pigeon pea)
Lineage: Eukaryota; Viridiplantae; Streptophyta; Magnoliopsida; Fabales; Fabaceae
Product: P-loop containing nucleoside triphosphate hydrolases superfamily protein
Biological process (GO): mitochondrial translation
Cellular component (GO): mitochondrion
Molecular function (GO): GTPase activity; GTP binding
Source: RefSeq, a predicted model, not a curated record